Molecule: messenger RNA, 1683 nt
Organism: Mucor mucedo
Lineage: Eukaryota; Fungi; Mucoromycota; Mucoromycetes; Mucorales; Mucoraceae
Product: amino acid permease/ SLC12A domain-containing protein
Exons: 13
Coding region: 5-1639 (544 amino acids)
Biological process (GO): amino acid transmembrane transport
Cellular component (GO): membrane
Molecular function (GO): amino acid transmembrane transporter activity
Source: RefSeq, a predicted model, not a curated record
CGUUAUGUACAAAGCAACGAAUAAUUCAAAAGUCGAGGUAUCGACAAAGGAACAAACCGAAACUUUAAAAGUUGGUACUUCCUCUUCCUCUACCAGUGAUAUCUCUUCAUUGAAUCCAAAUGACAGUGAUAAAGGCUUGAAAAGAACAUUGAAAUCAAGACAUUUAGCUAUGAUUUCCAUAGGAGGUGUUGUUGGUCAAGGUCUCUUCUUAUCAUCUGGUGCCAAUCUUGCUAAAGCCGGUCCUGCUGGUCUUUUAGUUGCUUAUGUUAUCAUUGGUUUCGUGGUGUAUUGGGUAGCUGUUGAACUGGGUGAAAUGGCUGCAUAUAUUCCUAUUUCUGGCUCAUUUACUGUUUACUGUCGUCGUUUUGUUGAUAAAUCUUUUGGUUCUAUCAUCGGUUAUAAUUAUUGGGCAUGUUGGUCUAUUAUUGUUGCAGUUGAAUUAGUCGCUAUCCCGCUUGUUAUGAGAUUUUGGACAGAAGCAGUUCCAGAUUGGGCUUGGUCGGGUAUAUUUUUGGUUCUUAUGUUUGCCAUGAAUUUAUACGGUGCCAGAGGUUGGGGUGAAGCUGAAUAUUGGUUCAGUUUAAUCAAAAUUAUUUGUGUCAUUGUUUUCGUUAUUGUGGGUUGUUUAACUUCUGGUGGUGUUAUUGGUGGUACUGUUUAUGGCUUCAAAUAUUGGAAAGAUCCUGGAGCUUUCUCCAACGGUGUUCUCGGUGUCAUUAAUGCCUUGGUACUAGCUGCACUUAGUAUGACAGGUACAGAUAUUGUCGGUGUUUCUGCCGGAGAAUCUGAUAAUCCAAGAAAGGCUAUUCCUCAAGCUGUCAAGAAUGUUUUCUUCCGUAUCAUCUUUAUCUACAUGCUUUCUGUAUUUACUAUGGGUAUGCUAAUCCCUUGGAAUGACCCUCAUAAUCUUAGUUUGAGCGGAAGAGAUGUUACUGUUUCACCAUUCACUUUGGUAUUCCAAUUGGCUGGAUUAAAAGGCGCUGACAGUGUAGUUAACGCCGUCAUCUUGAUUACUUUCAUCUCCUGUGGUAACAGUGGCAUGUAUGUGACAACUAGAACUCUUUGCGCACUUGCUAAUGAGGGUAUUGCUCAUAAAAAAUUUGCAUAUGUCAAUAGUCGUGGUGUACCAAUUUAUGCUUUAAUUUGUACCAGUGCUGUGUCACUUGUCUGUUUCUUAACCUCUUGGAUUCCUGGCUCAGCGCUUUUUAUGGUGUUGGCGUCUUUGGGAGGUAUUGCUGGCUUGAUUACCUGGUUCGGUAUUGCCUUAUCUCAUUAUCGAUUCCGAAAGGCAUUGCUUGUCCAAGGAAAAGACUUAAACCAGUUACCAUAUAUGGCCCCUGGUCACCCUUCGAUGAACAUUUUGGUGAUGGUUGUUUGUAUUGUCAUCAUCUUGAUUUCGGGUUGGUCCUAUUUUGUACCUGCAGAUGCUAUUGGUUUAGUAGGAUCUUAUGCUGGUGCGCUGAUUGCUCUUUUUGGGUUCCUGGGUCUUAAAUACUGGACCAAAUCUAGAUUGAUUCCUCUGGAUGAAAUUGAUCUUGACACUGGUGUUAGAUAUUUCACUGUAGAAGAAUUGGAUGCUGAAAAAGACCAAAAUAAGAACGAGAGUUUCUUUAAAAAGUUGAUUUCAAACAUUAUUUAAAUUGAAUGAUUAUUCCCCCUUUUCUUCUUUAAAAAAAACACUUG